AGGAACUGGGUGAGGGGGAGGGAAGAGAAACAGAGAGGGAGAGAGAGCGUAAGUGAGAGAGGAAGGGUGCAGGACGCGCUCCAUCAACACAGCUUCAGGCUCGCCACACCGGACUGUCAUCCGUGGAGCGCACCGUCCGCAUCCAGAGGCUCCCUGGCGCUUUUUCACCUCUCCUCCCAUCGGGUUUCCAGUCGGGCUGCUCUGGCAUGGGUCCGAUCUGUUAAAAAAACAAGGAAAAAGAGAAAACGGCUUGAGGUGUAACCGGACCGUUAGCAGUUUGAUUUCCAGGUAGACCUGAAACAAACGCGCUCCGGACGAAGACAGAAUAAUGAUGGAGUACUGGAGGCAGUGCGCGCUGUGGCUGAUCGAAUGCAAGGUGCUCCCGGCUAGCCACAGGGUGACAUGGGAGUCAGCGCAGGUAUUUGACUUGGCUCAGACCCUCCGGGAUGGAGUCCUCCUGUGCCAUCUGCUCAACAACCUGAAGCCCCAGUGCAUCAACCUGAAGGAGAUCAACCUCCGACCACAAAUGUCACAGUUCCUGUGCCUGAAGAACAUCCGGACCUUCCUGGGGGCGUGCUGCGACUCAUUCGGAAUGAAAAAGAGCGAACUGUUCGACGCGUUCGACCUUUUUGAUGUCAGGAACUUUGGCAAGGUGAUGGUCACACUGUCCAAACUUUCCCACACAAGCAUCGCACAACAAACUGGAAUCAGACCUUUUCCUACAGAGGAGAGAGAGGAAGAAGAUGAGGACAUCUACAACCACCUAGAGGACCUAAUCGAUGAGAACGGCGUGGAGGACGAGGAGGAUCUGUACGCCUGCGUGUACGACGACGAGGAAGGAGGGGAGAUCUAUGAGGACCUGAUGAAGACAGAACCUGUUCCUGCUCCGACGUUCCAGAGGCAGGCAGAGAUUGACAUCAGGAGCUGCUGUUUAACAGAGAUCAAGCAGACAGAGGAGAAAUACACUGAGACCUUGGAGUCUAUACACAAGCACUUUAUGUUGCCCCUCACUACAUUUUUCUCUACGGCUGAGAUGGAGAAGGUGUUUGUAAAUAUUAAGGACCUGGUUGAGGUUCACAAGAGUUUACUGGUGGAUAUCCAAGAAUCAGUCCAAAACAGAAGUUCCCAGAACCUUUACAAAAUAUUCAUCAAUUUCAAAGAGAGGUUGUUGAUCUAUGGGAAAUAUUGCAGCCAUGUGGAAACAGCCAUCGCCACCCUGGAUGACAUCUGCAAAAACAGAGAGGAUGUACGCAUGAAACUAGAGGAAUGUUCAAAGAGAGCCAAUUAUGGCAAGUUCAGCCUGAGAGACCUGCUGGUGGUUCCCAUGCAGCGAGUGUUGAAGUAUCAUCUCCUUCUGCAGGAGCUGGUGAAACACACGCAUGAUGCCUCAGAAAAAACAAAUCUACGGACUGCAUUAGAUGCGAUGAAGGACUUGGCGCAGUACGUCAAUGAAGUCAAAAGGGACAACGAGACUUUGCGAGAAAUAGAUCAGUAUCAGAGAUCCAUUGAAAACCUGAACCAACCUUUGAGCAACUAUGGAAGACCCAAAGGCGAUGGGGAGGUACGGGUGGCCUCGGUAGACAGACGAGCUAAACAGGACAGGCAUAUCUUCCUGUUCGAUGCUGCUGUGAUUGUUUGCAAGCGUCGAGGAGACAACUAUGAAAUGAAGGAAGUGAUCGACCUGCACCUCUUCAAGAUUACCAACAACCCAACAUCGGACAAGGAGAACAGAAAGUGGUCCCAUGGAUUCUACCUCACUCACAACCAGGGCCAGAAUGGCUUUGAGUUUUUCUUCAAGACCAAAGAGCUGAAAAAGAAGUGGCUGGAGCAGUUCGGCAUGGCCAUAUCAAACAUUCGUCCUGAGAAUGCAACCAACAAUUUCCACGAGUUCCGGAUGCACACCUUUGAAAAAAUCACCUCCUGCAACUCUUGCCACAUGCUGCUCAGGGGGAUCUUUUACCAGGGCUACCUUUGCUCCAAGUGUGGGCUAGGCGCACAUAAAGAAUGCCUCGGACGCUUUGGCACCUGUGGAAAAACAGAUCCCGGCUCCGUCAGAACUCAGGGCAGACAUCGAGAUCCAGGACUGCCCAAGAUGAUGGUGAUCAGGAACUACUUUGGCGUGCCGAGUCCUGCUUCUGGCCUGGCACUCACUAUCAAGCACGGAGACACCAUCGAAUUAUUAUGCGCCGACCCACACAGCCCCUGGUGGCAGGGCCGGAACCUGUCGACGAAAGAGACUGGCUUCUUUCCAAGUGAUGCCGUGCGGCCGUGUCCGUGUGUGCCAAAGCCCGUUGAUUACUCCUCACAGCUGUGGUUUGCUGGUCCGAUGGAGAGAUUUCAGGCUGAAGCAGAACUCAUCAACAGGGUCAACAGCACCUAUUUGGUCCGCCAUCGCAGCAAGGAGUUCACAGAGUACGCCAUCAGCAUAAAGUACAACAACGACGUGAAGCACAUAAAGAUCCUGACCAAGGAGGGCUGCUACUACAUUGCAGAGAACAAGAAAUUUAGGAGCAUAAUUGAGCUGAUUGAGUACUACAAACACCACUCUUUGAGGGAAGGCUUUAAGAGCCUGGAUACCACCCUGCAGUUCCCCUACCGGGAACCGGAGAACGCCGCCGUGCACCGCUUCAGCCGGCCAGGCAGCAACACUCCAUUGCUCUGCGGCCUCUCUCUCGUAACUCCUGCCGGCUACAGCUUUAUGCCUCCUUCCUCUGCUCCCUUCUGGUCAGUGCUGACACCUAAAGUUAUUGGUUUGGCCAUAGCGCGCUACGACUUCAGCUCUCGAGACACCCGGGAGCUGUCGCUGCAGGAGGGAGACGUGGUGAAGAUCUACACAAAGUCUGGAGCCAACGGCUGGUGGCGAGGCGAGGUCAACGGCCGGGUCGGCUGGUUUCCUUCGACAUACGUGGAGGAGGUUGAGGAAUGAGCGGCUAUGUGAAAAUGAGUAGGAUUAAAGCAGAGGCAGCGUACUGAGCGGCUCGGUCGCUCGACUCUCCUCCAUGAAGCCCUGUUGCC
Cyprinodon variegatus (sheepshead minnow) is the source of this 3015-nucleotide messenger RNA. RefSeq names its product guanine nucleotide exchange factor VAV3-like (gene vav3a). Gene Ontology annotation, molecular function: protein binding; guanyl-nucleotide exchange factor activity. The transcript has 28 exons. Gene Ontology annotation, cellular component: plasma membrane; cytoplasm. The coding region runs from base 329 to 2926 and encodes 865 amino acids. The record is from RefSeq and is a predicted model, not a curated record. Gene Ontology annotation, biological process: cell migration; regulation of GTPase activity; intracellular signal transduction. Lineage: Eukaryota; Metazoa; Chordata; Actinopteri; Cyprinodontiformes; Cyprinodontidae.